Messenger RNA from Exophiala bonariae, 1173 nucleotides. RefSeq lists its product as uncharacterized. Bases 1 to 1173 code for a protein of 390 amino acids. The transcript is spliced from 2 exons. The record is from RefSeq and is a predicted model, not a curated record. Lineage: Eukaryota; Fungi; Ascomycota; Eurotiomycetes; Chaetothyriales; Herpotrichiellaceae.
AUGGCGCUUACUAUCCCCAAACUCUUGCUCAUCGCCUUGUCCGUGGCCGGCUUCUGGACUCUGUGGGGAUUCCCCUAUCAGAAUGGGCUUCUCAAGAUACUUGGAGCGCAGUCCGAAAUCGGUGCAGUCCUACCGGGACCUACAAUAGUUCCAAUGAAGCAGUCUUACACUGGGAUACGCGUGGUCGAUAAGCAAUUGACGACUUUAGUCAGCUUCUUCUACACUGCUAUUGACGGCAACCGGGCAGAUAUUUCUCUGUCGUUUAUGGCUUUGGGUGGUCAGGUCCUUGGUGCCUGGACGUUGAUUACCAUUGAAUCACUGAGAGUCGGCAACCAGGGCAAGUUCUUGCUCACUGCCACCACUUUGCUUGGACUGGGUGUUGCUAUCAUUGGAUAUGCCUGUGUCGCGCCAUUGUGGUUCGCCCUGCAUCUCUGGACAUCGCCCACUGUGAACAAUCCCAAAGAUUACAACUUGGUUGUUUCCACUCCCGUAAAACUUGCCGUUGCCCCACUCAGCAUCUUGAUCGGCUUUGGGCUUCCUUCGGUGAUCAUGACGCUACCUGCUCCGACUGUCUUGUCAUUCGAAACUAAACAGACGUGGACUGCUAUUCAGCAAGGCUGGGCGAUCUGGAUUGGCAUUGCGCACUUGAUUCUCUCCUCGGGUGCCAUCAUCUCCGACAAGAGAGCUUCCAUCUUGACCGAAGCAGACAAACGGACCAAGACAUUGAAGUAUCUUCGACGAGCUUAUGCAUUCAGCAUACUGUCCUCGACUGGCUCUUACAUCGCUGGCUUGAGUCUAACAGGACUUGCAUACGCCUUCCCAGUGUUGUUUAGCUCGACCUACUCCCCACAACUGCAACCAAAACAGGUCUACUGGCCAGUACUACCGUUCGGCGAUCACAAAGUCAAUACUCUUGCAGAUGGAGCUCUUUGGUUUCUUCAGUGGGAUCUCAUCAUUGCAGUACUGUCAAAUAUUGUCUGGGGUGUGUCGGUUCGUAUGGCAAUGAACAAGACGAAGGGCACCAUCGGGUCGUUUGUGGCUGACACUUUCAAAACCGUUCUGAUCACAUUAAUUUUGGGCCCGACUGCCGCCGCUGCUAUAGCUCUUUGGGGCCGCGACGAGUUGGUGUUCCGCAAGGCAGAUGGUGCAACUGAGAAGAACAAGAAGAAGUGA